Messenger RNA from Glycine soja, 3065 nucleotides. RefSeq lists its product as uncharacterized. Lineage: Eukaryota; Viridiplantae; Streptophyta; Magnoliopsida; Fabales; Fabaceae. The record is from RefSeq and is a predicted model, not a curated record. The coding region runs from base 535 to 2733 and encodes 732 amino acids. The transcript has 5 exons.
UCAAAUACCAAAACAAAAACCAAUAUUUUACUUAUCAGAGUUGUUUCCAGGAGAAAUAGUAGUUACGUGUCCCUUUAAGCGAAAAAAAAUCCAAAUCUGUUUUGACCCAAUUGAUGUUCAUGUCGGCUGUGUCCUUUAACUUCGUGGAAUAACAAAAAUUCGGUUGCAACAAUUCAUGAAUUCAUUACCCCAAUUUGCUUUCUCGCAAAAGGAAGCGACCCUGAUUGGUUUUGUUGCAUGUAAUGGAGAUUUUGGAUUAUGGGCACCCCGCAUAAACCAAAAAGGUCUUACUUUUCUUUUGGGAGAAUUGUCAGAGAAGGUCUCUUGUGCUAAUAGAGCAUUAAAAUCAUUUCCAGGAAGUGUUGAAGCAUAGGAAGCUCUAGAUUCCUCAGCCCCUAUCUUGUUAUUCCUUUUGGCAACAGAUGAGAUGUAAUAUAUGAGUCAUUGUGAUUUAUUGCAGACAGUUUCAUUGAUUUUUAGGGAGUGCUUGAGUUCCAGUGUAUCAGCUUGAUCUUGUAGAGUAAUCAUUGUCCAAUGGAGUCCAAACAAGAAGCAUCAAGUGUUAUUUUAAACUUGAUGGGUCUUGAUAAAGUACCUACCCAACAUCCCGUUAGAGAUAAACAGAAAGUGCUCUCUGAGAAUUACCUGCAGAAAGUUGCCUCUAUUGGUGUCAGAAAGAAGCGUUCAUCUUAUCAGCAUCAUUCCUCUGGAAUGAAUACUAAUGAAAAGGAUGAAUCGGAGGAUGUUUUGAAAGUGGUUAAAGCACUAAGGCGAGGUAAGCAACAUAACCCAUCAAAGGGAAAUGGGAAAGAGAAUCCUAGUUCUUGCAAAAAUUCUCAUUUCCCUGAUGGGCUGCUCCAAGAGAUGUUUUAUCCUAAAAGCAUGAAACCAUAUCCUGAAAUGAGGGAGAGAAAGAAAAUAUCAUAUCACAUGAAUUCUGAUAAGCAGAGUUCAAGGCCUUUGAGUAAAAUUUCAGAGGAGAUUUCUAUGCCAUCGGGAAAUGUUGCAAAUGGAGUUUUAGGUACUGCUUCAAGUUCGUUUUUCAGAGGGAAUGAAGCAUUUUCCAAUGAUAAUAUGCUGAAGCCUGCUUCAAAUAUUUCAGUUAAUGAGAUCCAAUGCAAUUCCCCUUUCCUCUGUUCUGAUACCAGGACCAACACUUUGGCACAGGGGGAUGCGACUGAAAAAUUGCAAGAACUUGGACGGUGUGGUCAAGACUGUAUACAUAACCAGUUGCCUAUGAUUUCUGAACAUGGAAAUAGAGCAGGAAAUUUGAAUCGUCGAAGUGGUUAUAGCUAUGAUAAAAUUAUAAGGAACAUUAGAUUCAAGGCUGGUGUUAACUAUAGCUUUUCCAGAAGAGUGGCAAUACCUCUUUGUACAGCUUCAGUUAUUGCUGAUAACUGUGGAACUAUGAAUCAGGAUAUCUUGUUUCAGAGAUAUUGGGGUUUGAGAAAGAAUGCAUCUGCAAAUCGAUUAUCAUGGAAGUCAAAGAAUCAAAAUAUUAACCAGAAAGAAUGUUUGGAAGAUGUGAACCUCAGUCCUGGCCAUGAGAAAUUCCCUUCUCUUUCCUCUUAUUUCAAUAGUAAUCACACUGAAGAGAAUUCUACAGGCCAUACAUCAGAGAAGAGACGUUAUGGGAGCAAUUUGUCUGAUAAGGUAACUAUGCCUCCUCAAUUGUCAAGUUCUAGUCCUUCUUCCGCCUUGAUAGACUGUCAGAUCUUGCAAGAGAGAUGCUCAGCAAAUGAUGAAGUGAGGAACAAAACAUAUGAAGACAGCAGUAUGUCUAAGCAACAUGUUGUGUCUCCUGAUUCAUCAGUUGAAUUCUUGGCAUCUGAUGCAACAAAUGAGGUUGUUGGCAGGUCACAUAAUAAUCCAACCAAGCGUCAAUACAAGUCAGCAGCCUUCAUUUUGUCACAAGAAAUUGAUUCUCUGAGUCACACAUAUGCUUCAAAGAAACAGUUACAGGAUACAUCAGACUUUCAAGAAGAUUCCGUUCAUUCACUUUGCUCUGAGGCUGAUCCAGAUUCCAUAGGUAGCUUUGAGGAGGCAUACGAACCUAGUCCAAUUUCAGUUUUGGAUCCCUUAUUUGGUGAAGACAGCUCUAAAUGUGGCAAUCAUGUAUAUGAUUCCUCUGAAGUGGAUGAUGAAGAAUAUGGUUUGAAUGUUUCAAGUGAUGAAGAUUGUGAGAAUGAAUCUGUAGGUGACUCCGAAGAAAAGAAAGAUGUAGCAGGAUUAUUUAGAGCUGAAGAAAGUAGGGAUUUCUCGUAUAUUGUUGAGGUCUUAACCGAGGCAGGUAUAAGUAAUAGGAGCUUGUUUACAGACUUUUCAACAUGGCACUCUGCAGAAUGUCCUAUUAGCCCUUCUGUCUUCAAAAUCCUGGAAAAAAAAUUUGGCGAGCAGCAACUUUGGAAGAGAUCUGAAAGGAAACUUCUCUUUGAUUGCAUUAACCUAGGGCUGCUAGAGAUUCUGCAGCCAUAUUUGUACAUCCCGGUGUGGGAAAAGCCCAUGUCAAGAAGGUUGAAUACUGAACCAAGCCAGGACAUGAUUGAGGAGGAGAUGUGGGGGUUGCUUGUUGCACAGGAAAAGAAAGCUAGUAAAGGGUUAGCAGACAGUAUGCUCGAAGGGGAGAUUAGGUGGAUAGAACUAGUUGAAGAUGUUGAAGAUAUUGUUAGAGAGAUAGUGAAGUUGUUAAUAGAGGAGCUCACAAACGAGAUAGUUAGCUUGGAGAAUUUUUGAAAGAUUGUAGUUUUGUGUGCGACUAUAGCAUUUUUUAUGUUACAAGCAAUUGGUGUACAGCUUGAUUGAGUCGAUUUUGGGAGGUUGGUUUUUGAGUCAAUUUUUGAGAGUUUGAAUUAGGACAUAGGCAUUUCAAGAGUUUGAAAUAGCAUAUAGGUAUAGUAGGUUCACUAUUCUUUCAUGUGGGGCAAAUAUUGUAUUUCAUUUGUAUCCAAAAUAGAAGAAUCUGCUUGUUGAUUUGUUGUAUUUGCUGUGAUGAUUUUAUGCAUCUCAUUGCAUUUGAAGCAAACUUCAUUUGUAUUUUAGAAUGCAGAUGUCUUACAAUUUUUAUU